Messenger RNA from Cadophora gregata, 880 nucleotides. RefSeq lists its product as uncharacterized. Gene Ontology annotation, molecular function: catalytic activity. Bases 11 to 880 code for a protein of 289 amino acids. NCBI's taxonomy places the organism in Eukaryota, Fungi, Ascomycota, Leotiomycetes, Helotiales, Ploettnerulaceae. The record is from RefSeq and is a predicted model, not a curated record. The transcript is spliced from 3 exons.
GAUUAAGCCAAUGGCAACUUUCUCUAGACUCGUCCGUUUCCUUGCAAAGGACGGCAGGACAUACUAUGGCGAUGCUAUUCUUCCCAAAGGAGUGACCGACAUCGCCAAAGCAACUCAAGCCAAGAUCAUCCGCGGGAAAAUAUUUGGAAAGCAUGAUGUUACAGAUCAAGUUGCCGAUAUCCGACUCUUGCUCGCUCCUCUCGCUCUGGAGGACGUGAAGACAGUAAGAUGUUUAGGAUUGAACUAUGAGAAACAUGCAAAAGAGUCAAAUAUGCCCAUCCCGAAAUAUCCCGUGCUCUUCUACAAGCCCAUCACAUCUCUCACCGGACCCACUGAUCCAAUUCCCAUCCACGCUCUCGCUCAACAGUUCACCGGUCUUGAUUAUGAGUGCGAGCUUGUUGCUGUUAUUGGAAAGCCCUGUUCGGAUGUACCAGAGUCUUCAGCACUUGACUAUGUCCUCGGCUACAGUGUCGGCAACGACGUCUCACAUCGCGACUGGCAACUCAAGUACGGUGGUGGUCAGUGGGGUCUCGGAAAGGGAUUUGAUGGCUGGGCUCCUUACGGACCAGGAAUCGUCUCACCAAAGCUCAUUCCCGAUCCCCAGAAUCUGAAGAUCUCGACUAAGUUGAAUGGCAAUACAGUACAGGAGAGCAAUACUGGUGAUAUGAUCUUUGGCAUAGCAAAGACAAUUGCAUUCUUAAGUCAGGGUACCACGCUAUUGCCUGGUGAUUUGAUCUUCACGGGUACGCCAGAAGGUGUUGGUAUGGGCCGAAAGCCACAGCUUUGGUUGAAGGAUGGCGACGUUGUCGAGGUUGGCUUAGUGGGCGUGGGAACAUGUGUCAACAAGGUAGAGUUUGCGAAGGAGAAUUCAAAGCUGUAA